GUACGUGCGAAGAGUAGAUACCAGCGAGUAGGAAAAGGACAUCAACGUUUUUCUUUUGUUUCCUAAAGUGAAUUGAUGAAUUGUUGUUGGCUGUGGUGGAAGGGGUGGCACUGAAAUCAGUAAGUGGUCUGUUCUACGGACAUCAACAUGGACUUCGAAACUUUGGCAGGAGGUCCAAACUGCACGCUUCCUGCGAUCGACGACUUCCCCAGAGACUUAUUCACAGAAGCUGAGAGGCAAGACGGUGCCGUUGCCAUACACAUCCUCGUCUCGUUAUACCUGUUCGUUGCGCUGGCCGUCGUUUGCGAUAAAUUCUUUGUACCUGCAGUCGAAAAAAUAUGCCACGCCCUAAACAUGUCCAGCGAUGUGGCGGGCGCCACCUUCAUGGCGGCGGCGACCUCAGCCCCCGAGCUCUUCGUCAACGUCAUCGGCACCUUCAUCACCGAGGGGGACAUCGGCGUCGGCACCAUCGUUGGUUCCGCCGUCUUCAACAUCCUAGCUGUGGCCGCUUGUUGCGGCAUCGGCGCCGGAAUGUGCGGAGUUCAGGUUGUGCCGUUGGAUUGGUGGCCCUUGACGAGGGACUGCUUAGCAUACGGGAUCACCGUUUCUAUACUGAUCUGCAUAAUACACGACGAGAGGGUCGAAUGGUACGAGGCCCUCUGUCUGGUCCUCCUCUACACGGUCUACAUUCUGAUCAUGUACUUCGAUAAGUCGAUCCAGAAGUGCGCCAGAGGAAGCGUCGAGCAGGCUAGAAGACAUUCCAAGAAAUCCGAAGAGGCUUCCACGGAGAACAACAGCACCGCUCAUUCAGUUGAGGCUGCUGAGGGUCGGCUAGACUUGAGGGCGGUCCACGAAGACGGCGAAAAGAAGAUUGACGACAGCAAUAUCGAGUAUAUCGAUAAUGAGAAAUUGGAACAGGCGUUACCGCCUACGCCACCAUCACCUCCUGAAGAUGAUCACGAAGUGUUGCCGCAACAACCACCUCCCCAUCUCAAUGGAUCCGUUAAGGUGCACAUAGAUGAGAAGCAACCGGAAAAGAAGGAGGAGGACACAGGUCAUAGUUUGUGGAAGUGGCCCUCGGGUCGAGGGAAAUUUACGCAGAUGACAUGGAUCUUGACAUGGCCCAUACACUUGGUCUUCUUGUUUACGAUUCCCGAUUGCGAGAAACCGCGCUUCAAAAAAUGGUUUCCGCUCACCUUCAUGAUGUGCAUCGUGUGGAUUGGAUCGCUCUCGUACGUCGUCGCCUGGAUGAUCACCAUCAUCGGCGACACCCUGAAAAUACCUGAUUCAGUUAUGGGCAUCACCUUCCUGGCGGCCGGCACCAGCGUUCCGGAGGCAGUCUCCAGCGUCAUCGUAUCUAAACAAGGUCAUGGAUCUAUGGGUAUCAGCAACUCCAUCGGCUCGAACACCUUUGACAUCCUGCUGUGCCUGGGGCUGCCCUGGUUUAUCAAAGCCACCUUCAUGCCGACGUUACCGGGCAAACGAUGGGUGGGCAUAAAUUCCGCGGGCAUCGAGUACAGCGCCAUCUCGCUGCUCUCAUCUCUUCUACUCCUCUAUCUGGUCUUUUGGCUGAACAAGUUCAAGCUGGACAAGAAGGUCGGCAGAAUCUGCCUGUUAAUGUACGCUGUGUUCCUAAUCCUUGCGAGCCUAAUAGAAUUAAACGCGUUUUUCACAGUGAACUUACCCACUUGCGGCCGAUGAACCCGACUUUAAAACCAAACAAAAAAAGUCAAAAAUUCAAAA
Molecule: messenger RNA, 1743 nt
Organism: Nicrophorus vespilloides
Lineage: Eukaryota; Metazoa; Arthropoda; Insecta; Coleoptera; Silphidae
Gene: zyd
Product: sodium/potassium/calcium exchanger 3
Exons: 10
Coding region: 148-1701 (517 amino acids)
Biological process (GO): calcium ion transmembrane transport; intracellular calcium ion homeostasis
Cellular component (GO): membrane
Molecular function (GO): calcium channel activity; calcium, potassium:sodium antiporter activity
Source: RefSeq, a predicted model, not a curated record